Messenger RNA from Thalassophryne amazonica, 1402 nucleotides. RefSeq lists its product as uncharacterized. Bases 78 to 833 code for a protein of 251 amino acids. NCBI's taxonomy places the organism in Eukaryota, Metazoa, Chordata, Actinopteri, Batrachoidiformes, Batrachoididae. The transcript has 2 exons. The record is from RefSeq and is a predicted model, not a curated record.
UUAAACCAGAACAUGGUCCAGGAAUAGUCAAAACUUUGCAUCGAGACCAUCUAUUGCCCAUAGGUUACUUGGUCAGGAUGUCUAACCCCCCAGAUGUUGCAGGAACGACUCAGAGACCUGUCACCAGAUCACAACAUCCCCGGCCAUGUCCAAGAACUAAGCUUACUGAUCCAGUUGAAGAAAGUGACACUGUGUCAACAGAUACAGAAUUUGAUACUGUCCAGAAUCCUCAAGGUUUUGUUGUGGAUGAGGUCAGGAAACAAAACGCAUCACCAAAGCAAGAGUCACAAGAGACUGAGAACCGUGGAAGUUCUGAAGAGGAGGAAAGCUCUGGAGAAGACAGUGAAGGCUCUGGAGAGGAGGAAAUUCAACCAGUUAUAGAAUCAGAGAGUGAAGGAUCUUUCAUAGAUGAUACAUCUGCUGUGAUGGAUUCUGAUGCCCAAGAGACAAAUUAUGAUUCGGUAGAAGAUCAGGUUUUAGAAGGGAGAGCAAGCUCACCCUUUUCAACCCAAGUCAGAAGUGAAAGAUCAGUUAAAAGUACAAGAAAUGGGAGUGAAAAGUCCUCCGCUGUCCGAAGAUCUCAGAGAGAACCAAAACCAGCCAUUAGAUUGACCUAUGACAAACCUGGUUACCCAUCUAGUGAGCCAGUGACCAUAAUGCAUCAUGGUAUGGUCAUUCAACUCAAGCUAAACCCACCAGAUCAAACUGGCCCUGAACUGAGACAGAAUCCUAGAACGUCCAAAAGGAUGUCAGGGAACAAACGAAAGAGCACAUGUCGAAGUGAGGAAAAGUGUGAUGAGGACAUCUACACAUUCAGAAGGGGGAGGGUGUAGCCCUGUCUAAAGUCACUGACUACAGUAUAUAAAAUCAGUAACAUAUGUAAAUAGUUGUAGGAUACACCAAAAGUUCAUGAUAUUAAAACUGGUUAGAAGGUGCAUUAGAUACAUUUGAAUAAAUGACAUAUGUACUGUUUAAAAGUUAAGCUACACAUUUCUAAAAUGUGCCAUGGUCCUUUAAAAUCCCGAACUUAGGAGAAUAUGAGUUUGUUUGAGCAAAAAGUCUGUGCAAUCUAACCUGUUAACAAUUUAAUGUCAGUCAGUUUGUUUUAAGUAUUGCUAUUGGAUUUUACUGAAGUAACAGCCAAUCCCAAGAUGUUUCCUGGAAAAAGGGGGCAGAACAAGUGACGUGAGCCAGAGUGUAGUUUGCCAGAAGUCCUGAGGGUGAGAGGAAAAGAGUCAAUCGGUGUAACAGAGCGUGCUUCAGGUUUUAUCUGCACGGUCGACUAUUCGUGGGCCUGAUAAUAACUUGUUUGUAACUUAAAGGAGACGUGGAGAGAGAGGUUUGGAGCGGUUGUCCCAGUCUUCCCAGUGGAUGGACUCUGCUGUUUGUCCUGGUGCUGUUU